AUCUACAUCGAAGCCUCUCCACAAAUACCUGGAGACGCAGCAAGGCUGUUUAGUGACUGGAUGGAACCCAAUGAAGUAGUUUGUAUUCAGUUUUGGUAUCACAUGUACGGGUCAGACAUUGGUAAUCUGAGCAUCUAUUUAAGAACUAACCAGUCAGAAACAGUUGUUUGGACACUUUCGGGAAAUCAUGGGGACCAGUGGAAGUUCGGACAAACAGCUUUAAACAGUCGAGAUGCCUAUAAGUUUAUCAUUGAAGGAACGGUUGGCUAUGGAAGCAGCGGUGAUAUAGCUCUGGAUGAUCUGACAUUGCUUGAUGGUAACUGUAAGACAAUUAUUACACAGAAGAGUUUGGACUGUGACUUCAAAGGAGACACAUGCGACUGGGAGGCUCAAGGAAGGUGGACCCUUUCAAAAGAUGGUUCCUCUAUUUUUCUUCGCCCUGAAGCAUACGCGGUGCGUCAUUCUCUAUUUUCGCCUCCGAACAUAAAUACCAACGAAUGGAAGUGUUUUCAUCUUUGGUAUUUCAUCGGAGGCAACUACGGUUAUGAAGGGUCGAUAACAGUGCUAUUAAAGAUGUUAAAAUCAAACCUAACGAGUUUACUUUUCUUCGCGGACAAGGCCACAUCUGAGGCAACAUACACACAAACACCUUUACCACAAAAUUUCACAGAUGCCCAGAUCGAAAUAGUGGGAACGAAUGAAUUGAAACUUCUGGCUAUCAGACAAGUAUCCUUUUCCAAAGAUUCUUGUGAGCAUAUUCCUAAGCCAAGAAAUGGUAAGUCUCCAUCACGAUUGAUGGCGUCUAUUCACGCGCAUAUUGAUCCGACUGUUGCGUUUCGAAUAAUGACUAUGUAG
Pocillopora damicornis (cauliflower coral) is the source of this 855-nucleotide messenger RNA. RefSeq lists its product as uncharacterized. Gene Ontology annotation, molecular function: protein kinase activity; ATP binding; G protein-coupled receptor activity. Gene Ontology annotation, biological process: G protein-coupled receptor signaling pathway; protein phosphorylation. Lineage: Eukaryota; Metazoa; Cnidaria; Anthozoa; Scleractinia; Pocilloporidae. Gene Ontology annotation, cellular component: membrane. The record is from RefSeq and is a predicted model, not a curated record.